GAGCCAGCAUUUUUUUCCCCCACAGGUAAAUGUUUCCAUUAGCGACUAUGCUCGACCGUCACCAUGGACCGAAGCAUCAUCGUCGUCUUCCGGCGGCUGAGAAUGAAGGACUACCGGGACUGUGUUUCCGGGACUCAUCUGCCGGUCAAUGUCUGUGUACUACUAUAUACCUUGUCGUUUCAACGUUGUUCUUUCGAGUUCAUACCCAACCGAUUCUGUUCUCGCAACACGACCCCGGUUUCCGAAGCGGAGGAAGGGGGGGAACCUCUGUACUAUAGUCGUUUGCUCAAACCGCCACUUGCUUUGUUGGACGGGAAGUCUGUAUGAGCAAUUGGAAAAGUUUUGUUUUGCCCUCACGGGACCGAUCGUUUAGGCGGCUCGAGUUUUAGAAGAGCCGCGAGGU
Colletotrichum destructivum is the source of this 403-nucleotide messenger RNA. RefSeq lists its product as uncharacterized. The transcript has a single exon. NCBI's taxonomy places the organism in Eukaryota, Fungi, Ascomycota, Sordariomycetes, Glomerellales, Glomerellaceae. Bases 30 to 278 code for a protein of 82 amino acids. The record is from RefSeq and is a predicted model, not a curated record.